This is a messenger RNA of Sebastes umbrosus (honeycomb rockfish), 1444 nucleotides long. RefSeq names its product UBA-like domain containing 2 (gene ubald2). The coding region runs from base 141 to 668 and encodes 175 amino acids. The transcript has 3 exons. The record is from RefSeq and is a predicted model, not a curated record. Gene Ontology annotation, molecular function: protein binding. Lineage: Eukaryota; Metazoa; Chordata; Actinopteri; Perciformes; Sebastidae.
UGCUGCUGCUGGAGGCUGCGGAGACUCAGUGAGAGACAGACAGGCAGAGAGAGGAGGAUUGAAGGGUUUCAAGGCUUCAGAGGACUUAUUUAGUUUUAUUUUCGACUUUAAAGCAGCUGCGUGUUUUGGGUGAAGCGGUCAUGUCGGUGAAUAUGGAGGAACUGAGACAUCAAGUGAUGAUCAACCAGUUUGUUUUGACGGCUGGAUGCGCCUCGGAUCAGGCGAAGCAGCUCCUACAAGCGGCCCACUGGCAGUUCGAGACGGCCUUAAGCUCCUUCUUCCAGGAGGCCAACAUCCCCAGUCACCACCACCAGAUGAUGUGUACUCCCAGAAACACUCCCGCCACGCCGCCCAACUUCCCGGACGCCAUCACCAUGUUCUCUAAGCUGCGGGCGUCUGAUUGCGGCUCCAGCGCCGGCAGCGGUCCCUCCCAGGCAUCCAUGGCCUGCUCCCCGCCCCCCUCCACAACGGGCUUUGGCUCCUUCUGGGCCUCCUCGCCGCCCAGCCACCAGCCGGCCUGGCUGCCCCCGUCGUCGCCCACGGGCCACCACAUGCACCACCACCACUACCACCACAUGCAACAGACUCCCAUGUGGCCCCCCAGCGUCUCUAAGCCCAGCAGCUCCCAGCAGCCCCAUGUCGUGUCGGCGCUCCAUGGCCCGAGAUGAGACUGAGCGGCGGGUUGCGAGGGGGAGGCUGGUUCAAGUGUAGCCAAAUGAGUCUGGGUGGGAGGGUGUCGGGGUGGGAGGGGGGUUCAUGUGUGGAAUGAGAGGAAAUGGAAAAAGACAAAGAUACUGUUUUCCUCUCUUGUUUUUCUAAACCGAAGACAUUUCCUCUUGUCUUCAUCACAAGUCAUCCAUGCCGAGGAAGAACCGGAGGGUCUCAGGACCCAGCAGAGCACUCUCUGAGGAUAGGAGCCAUGUGAUCUGUUUUUUUUACAAACUCUUCUUCUUUCAGCGGGUUCAGAAAUAAUGUGGCAGGAAGUUGGCGAUAACCAGCAGAUAAACAAAGGAAGCGUUGUGGAUGAAGCAGCCUCAGACGUACAGAGCAUGUGGAUCAUAGAUGAGCUGACUUUCAUCUACAGCCAUGAAACUGCUUCACACAGUGAAACUGAACUCUUGUCUGGAUGCACGCCGACGCAUCAGAGAGACACAACAGUUAGUGCAUCUCAUGUAUCACCUUUAACACAGAAAUAAGAAACACAUUUACCAGCUCAGAGACCAACCUGGGUGACAAAAUAUUAUUUCUGCUGCACAUUAAGAUGUUUAAUUAGUUUAUCUCGUCCAUUGCCGCCGCUUCCUGAUCCAGACAAAGAUGGCAGCGUCUGUGCUGAAUUUGUCCGACGUGAGAACCGAAAAAGUUUUAUCAGUUUGAUAGCGAAUCAUGGCAUCACUUCCUGUCUAUGGAGGACAGAACCUGCCAAAAUAAAAAAUAAAUAAAUGAA